Molecule: messenger RNA, 729 nt
Organism: Lactuca sativa (garden lettuce)
Lineage: Eukaryota; Viridiplantae; Streptophyta; Magnoliopsida; Asterales; Asteraceae
Source: RefSeq, a predicted model, not a curated record
AUGGGGUAUAGAUGCAAAUGGAGGAUGUGGAUAUCUGGGUGUUUAAAAUCAGCUAGAGCAUCGGUACUUGUUAAUGGAUCACCCACAGAAGAAUAUGAGAUCAGCAAAGGAGUCCACCAAGGAGAUCCCCUGUCACUAUUUCUUUUCAUUAUAGCCAUGGAGGGGGUAAGCAUUGCUAUGAAGACAGCAUGUGAGAAGGGUAUUUUCAAAGGGAUAAAAAUACCACAUGACGACAUAUCGGUGUCACAUCUCUUCUAUGCGGACGAUGCACUCUUCCUCGGUGAAUGGAAUAAAGAAAACAUCAAGAACCUGGCCUGGAUUCUCAGGUGCUUUCAUGCCAAGGUAAACUUUAAUAAGUCGCAUGUUUUUGGAAUAGGAGCGAAUAUUCACGAGGUAAAUAGAUGGGCAACACCACUUGGUUGUAAACCGACUGUACUACCAUUCACUUAUCUAGGCGUGCCAGUGGGGGCUAAUAUGAAGUUAAAAAAGAACUUGGCUCUUAUCGUGGAGAACUUCCACAACAAACUUUCCUCAUGGAAGGCCAAAAACCUUUCUAUGGGAGGACUUUUAACCUUGAAAAAGGCUGUUCUUGGCAGUCUUCCAUCUUUUAUCUUUUCACUCUGCGUAGCUCCAAAUGGGGUAAUUGAUAAAUUAGAAAAAAUCAGAAGAAAAUUCUUGUGGGGUGGUGUAACGCCUGUGUUUCCGGGCUUGCUAUAUUUAGAAAUAUAA